AUUUGUACGUCAAAAUAAUUCCGCAUUUAUUUCAAAACAAAAAAAAAAACGAAGAACCAAUUGUUGAUUUUUUUAAGUUCAAAUAGAUAAAUAUCUAGUAAAUUGAUCUUAUCAAUUCUCAAAUUUGGACAACUCUUGGAUUUCACUAUUUCCGGAAUUAUUUUCCGAAAGUUAUCUGGAGGAUGUCGAAAAUAUUUACGCCAACAAAUCAGGCCCGGCUGACGAAUGUGGCGAUAGUUCGUAUCAAAAAGACGGGAAAACGUUUCGAGAUAGCCUGCUACAAAAAUAAAGUUGUUUCAUGGCGACAAAAGGUUGAAAAGGACAUUGACGAAGUGCUGCAAACUCACACUGUCUUCACAAAUGUAUCGAAAGGAGAGGUUGCCAAGCGUGAGGACCUGCAAAAAGCCUUUGGGAAGACGGACCAAACGGAAAUUUGCAAGGAAAUUUUGGAAAAAGGCGAACUUCAAGUCUCGGAGAAGGAGCGUCAAGAGCAACUAAAUGCAUUAUUCAAGGAAAUUGCAACCAAUGUGGCGGACAAGUGUGUUGAUCCUGAGACCAAAAGGCCGUAUCCAGUGACCAUCAUUGAAAAGUCCAUGAAAGAAAUUCAUUUUUCUAUUAAACCGCAUCGUAAUGCGAAGCAACAAGCAUUAGAGGUCAUCAAAGCGCUAAAGGAGACGAUACCCCUGGAAAGAGCUCAAAUGCGGGUCAAAGUUGAAAUCAGUGGAAAAGAAGCCAAAAGUCUCAAGGAAAAAUUCGUCAAGUUUGCGUCGACAAUCGACGAGGAGACGUGGACCGGCGAUAAAUUGACUUUGUUGUGUCUUAUUGAUCCUGGACGGUAUCGUGAAGUAGACGAACUCGUGAGGAAAGACUCGAAAGGAAACGCAACCCUUGAAGUACUAAGUCUCAAAGAAAUCAAAGAUAGCGAAGAAGUACUAGAAUAAAGUAAUUUAAUUUUGCUAAUUCAG
Messenger RNA from Culicoides brevitarsis, 965 nucleotides. It is a transcript of the gene Sbds, whose product is annotated as ribosome maturation protein SBDS. The transcript has a single exon. Gene Ontology annotation, biological process: cytosolic ribosome assembly; ribosome biogenesis. Lineage: Eukaryota; Metazoa; Arthropoda; Insecta; Diptera; Ceratopogonidae. Bases 183 to 941 code for a protein of 252 amino acids. The record is from RefSeq and is a predicted model, not a curated record.